This is a messenger RNA of Moneuplotes crassus, 736 nucleotides long. The record is from the annotation of a GenBank genome assembly. Lineage: Eukaryota; Ciliophora; Spirotrichea; Euplotida; Euplotidae.
AAUGGAGUUCCAAGUCAAUAGUCAACUUGAAGGAGACCACAGUGAAGAAAUAGACAUCCAAGUUAAUACCUAUGGUGAGGGAGAAAUUGACUUGACAUACGAAGGAGAAGGCGAUUUAGAGUAUCAGAUCCAAGGGCUAGAGCAAGAAGUAGAAGAUCUCAGAUAUGAACUCAAAAGAGAUGACGAAACCAAAGAUCUGAUCGACAAGCACAAUGAACUACGAAAGAUUCUUGACCAGAUAAAGCCAGAGAGAUAUAUCGACGAAGAUGCUCAGAUAGAAAGCUUAGAAAUAAAGGACCAAAUAUCUAUGCUUAAGGUCGAAGAGACCAUGUGGGAGAAUAGGAUCCUCAAAAUCCAGACAAAUCCUUCUUUCUCAUACGACAAGGAAAAGGUGAAUCCAGAGGUGAUUUCCUCAGUCGGGGAUACUCUUAACAGACGGUUGGCUUCCUCUACAAGUGCAUAUAAGGACCAAAUAGAGGACCUUCAGAGGAAGGUGCGCACUAAAGAGACUGAAAUUAAUGACAAAUUUAUCAUCUAUCAAAGACUCCAAAGAGAGUUAGCCGAGCUGGAAACCCAGUAUUCCGAGCAGAAGUCCCACUUAGAUAAUGCGCUGUUUGAGAAACAGCAAGAGAUCGAGAAGCUGAAGGAUAGAGAGAGAGGGCUACAGGCGCAGAUUCAGAAGAAGCAGGAGAAUAUAGCAGGUUGUAAGCUGUUUUAGAAUUUUCAAAAUUUUGGA